CGGUCAGCACGCCCAGCACAUGUGUCAUCCAUCAUUCGAUUCUAGCUCGAUGCCGCUCCCAUAGGAUAGCAGCGGUCGCAGUUCGCGGGCAGGGACAUGGCGGAGUCUGAGCGACCCGUGCUGCCGCAAAGCAGACGGCGCCUUUAUGCUAUCUGCUUCUUGGUUGCGUACGUGGUACUGGUCCUGCCCGUCUGGUAUGAGGCCGUACGUGUGCCUCGCGCACCUCUGCCGCUUGAGGAUAUUGCGGCACUGGAGGAGGAGGUAGCUGCGCCGCUCGCAGGGGCACUGGCAUCCACCGUGACGGUGUACGUUGUUUGUGCAGGUGGCACCUACACCUGCUUCAAGCAUCAUGAGCUGUCACCGUACGCGGAAGCCGUGGGGGAGGAGAUACUGCGGCAGCUCGGCAAGACGUCGGAGCAGGUCCCGCUGCUGGUGCGGGUGGUGCACGACGAGAAGGGCGCCUGCAGCACCUCCUCCUGGGAGUCGGAGGGCCUCAUGGCGCGGCAGCGUCGCCGCGACAGCCGCCGCCUCGCGAAGCAGGGCGCCACAGGCAGCGCCAGCCGCCGCCGCGGCAGUAGCAGUGGCAGUAGCAGCAGCGGAGGUAGCUACUCGGAGGCCAGCCACGUGGGCUGCGUGGGGCUGGCCAGCAGCCAGCAGCGACUGGCGGCGGUGCUGGGGGCGGCGGACCGCGCGCUGGACGACCUGGCGGUGAAGGAGCUCGGCGGCGGGGACAGGGCGGGUCAGUAUGUGCUGUUCAUGUUCCCGGACCUGUGGCGCUACGGCGGAGACCUGCCGCUGGGAGCCAUCGGCCGCCGCCGCUUCGGCGUGGUGCGCUACCCAGCCAGUGGCAAGCCCUCCCAGCCGGCGGCGGUGCGGCUGGCGGCGCUGAUCGCGGCGCCGGCGUUCGCGUCACACCUGGGAGACCCGGCCGGCGAGGCAGCGCUGUCUGCCGCCGCCGCCGCCGCCGACCCCGCCGUGGCCGCACUGCUGGCGGACGAGGCCCUGCCGCUGCCGGUCAGCCCCGCCGCGCAGCUGCACCUGUCCUUCAGCCUCUGCAACGCCCACCCCUCGCCGCACAGCCCGCAUCAGGAAGCGCCGCAGGCCAGCAGCAGCAGCGACGACGGCGCAAAUAGCAGCGGUGGAAAGCCGGCGGCCGCGUCCUCGUUUGCGGCGUUCUCCUGGGACUUUUCCAUGUUUGAAGCUCAGUUCGUGGCGCCGUGGAAGAACGUGCUCAGUGCGGCAGCCCGGCUGACCGUGUCCAGCCAGGUGCUGUACUUCACGCCCGCACGUGUGAACGGCAGUUGGGACCGCCAGCGCGCCGCCUUCACAGUGCCGCACGCCGCCCUGCCCUUCUUCGCCGACAGCGCCUGGCGCCUUGACCCCGGCCGAACCGGCCUGCCCGCCUCAGCCGCCGGCGGAGCCGCCGGAGGCGGAGCCAUGCCGUACGACCUAGCUGCCGUACACGCAGGCGACCGGUCAACCGCCGUCGGUGAGGUGGUGCUGCCGCCCAUGCCGCCGCCGCACACGCCCGGCCGGGCGGCGGCGGAGGCGGCGGCGGCAGCUGCGCUGCCGCGGCUGCUGCCGCCGCGUGCGGCGGCGUCGCUGCCGCCGGCGGUGCUGCACUUUGUGCUGUUCGCGCCGCCGCCGGGCCAGCGGCCGCUGGUGCUGCUGGGGCCGGACGGCCAGGCGGCGCCCGCCAACUCAUUCCACGUGCCGGGCUGGGGCAUGCUGCAGGUGCUGAACCAGGUGCCGCCGCCGGGCGUCAUGAUGGCUCAGGUCAACACCGACAACAUGGAAGAGUUUGCCCGGGAGGCGCUGACGCAGCUGCGGUCGCUGCUGGGGCUGGCCGCAGCUCGGCGCCGCCUCAUCCAGCACAACGACCUCUACGCCGCCAACGGCAGUAGCACUAGCAACAAGGCAGGCAGCAGUAGCACCAGCACUGGCUCUAACAGCAACGGCAGGGGCAGCAACGUGCCGCCGCCGGUGGGGCGCAUAGACGUGCUGACGGACUUGAGGUCGGGCCUGGCGCCCUGGGAGGCCGACGCGUUGGUGCGCCGCCGCACCCGGGCUGACGUGGCGGCGGCGGCGGCCACGCUGGGGUCGCUGGCGCGGCUGCUGCGGCAGGUGCCCACGCUGGCGCUGCCGCCGGCGGCGGGGGCGCUGGUGCGGGAUGCGGUGGCGGCUCUGCGGCGGGCGCUGGCGGCGGUAGAGGCGGGCAGCUACGUGGAGGCCUCGCAGGCGGCGCAGCAGGCUCGGGCCUGGGCGGAGGCUGCGUUCUCCGACCCGGCACUGUCCACGCGGCAAAACGUGCCGGACACGCACCUUGUGGGCGUGUACCUGCCCUUCUGCCUGCCGGCCGCCGUGCCGCUGCUGCAGGCUCUGCUGCACGAGGUUCGGCGGCGGCGGAAGAAGCCCGUGGCCGCUGUGGAUGCGCAAGGCACCAGCGGCGUGGGCCAGACGUUAAGUGGCGAGGUGGGAGCGGAGGAGCUGGUGCACACGGAGCCGAACACACCCGUCAAGGGCAGCGAGAGCUGACAGCAUGUCGUGUUAUUAUACUCGUUAGUGCCGAAACAUUCAAUUAUAACUGCUUUAUUGCGAGUGCGAGCCUGCGCCCGUUUUGCGGGCUGUUGUGCAAGCUUAAGGCCGCACCAUCGCGCCAACGUAUGUCUUUUGUAACGAUUGUCUCGC
This is a messenger RNA of Chlamydomonas reinhardtii, 2688 nucleotides long. RefSeq lists its product as uncharacterized. The coding region runs from base 97 to 2535 and encodes 812 amino acids. Gene Ontology annotation, cellular component: GPI-anchor transamidase complex. NCBI's taxonomy places the organism in Eukaryota, Viridiplantae, Chlorophyta, Chlorophyceae, Chlamydomonadales, Chlamydomonadaceae. The transcript is spliced from 11 exons. Gene Ontology annotation, biological process: attachment of GPI anchor to protein. The record is from RefSeq and is a predicted model, not a curated record.